This is a messenger RNA of Cuscuta campestris, 537 nucleotides long. The record is from the annotation of a GenBank genome assembly. Lineage: Eukaryota; Viridiplantae; Streptophyta; Magnoliopsida; Solanales; Convolvulaceae.
AAUGCCCUGAUCGAUGUGUCCACCGACUUGGCCCCUCACGAGGUGUUCAUUUCUAUUCCUUUUGCGGGCACUUAUGCUUCGCACCUGUUUAUAUGGUUGCUCGGACAGUGAGUCUUUUGGAACUAAGUGUCUUCUGUAUCUGGUUUUUAAGGUUAAGUCGGACUUGCUGUUCUUGAUGGAAUUGGCUCAAGGAAUCACCAGUUGUGAUGCAUUUAAUGUUGUAGAAACCUGUACGCAGUUGUCCCAUUUGGUUUAUUCUGUCAGCAACUUCAUUCCUAUCAAAAUAAAUUAUAGUUCAUGGCCUCUUGUGCUCAGCUUCUUAAAUAGCAUGGUAGAAAUUUUUUUCAAUAAAACUAAGACAAAGAUGGCUUUUAUUAGCAUUGCUGAUAUAGUUACAGCCGCAAAACAGUGUCUAGAGAUCAAAAAACGCCUUUUGGAUGUGAAUGAGAGAAUGACAUUCUUCUUGCUCCUCUAUUACGAUGAAUAUCACAAAAGCCAAUUCUCCUGCAUAUCACAAUGGCCAGUUCUCCUUAAGCU